Messenger RNA from Pseudozyma hubeiensis SY62, 660 nucleotides. RefSeq lists its product as hypothetical. The transcript has 2 exons. The record is from RefSeq and is a predicted model, not a curated record. NCBI's taxonomy places the organism in Eukaryota, Fungi, Basidiomycota, Ustilaginomycetes, Ustilaginales, Ustilaginaceae. The coding region runs from base 1 to 660 and encodes 219 amino acids.
AUGCCGGCAGGAUGUCACGAUGGACCGCGAUCUGCAACGUCUCCCCGCAAGGUGACGAACAGUCGGCUUCGACUGCAGAAUCGGAGUUUCGGGAAUCUUGCUCUUGAGUCUCAAGUACCGAGCAUGACGACGGAAUCGCUGUUCGACCGGUAUUGGAGCGCGCAACAGCACAACUUGAUCCGAGGCUCGGCUAACGCGCAAAUCUGUAAGACUGUCUUAGCUCGAAGGCGGAGGACCGACCCCCGCGUACAAACACGUUGCCCCCGCAGUCGUCAUUGGCUCUCGAUACUGGAUGUUCGUGCAGCCUUUGCUGCAUUUGCGGAGAUCUCCUCGUCGCGGGAGCGACGUCUGAGAUGCAACACCGCACAGCGCGAGCGAGUCGUCGAUGCCGAAAACGUUAUAUCCAACCUUGGUCGUCAGAUGCCCGCCAUUCGCCUUGCACUGGACCAUAUCGCCCCUCUGUCGCGAGCGUACCUCGCUUGCCCUGAAUCAGCCUUUCAAGACCCUCGCGCUAGACCAGGUCCCAGCCUCGUGGUGGCAGGAACGUUCUCCGUGGAGGCGAACGCGGUCUACGCAUUUGACCGGCAACUCUGUCUCCUCGUCUUCUCCUGCUCAAUGACCUCGGCUCGCGACACGGUACUUUGGCCCCUGGUCCAGUAA